AUGUCGGACGAAGAGCACCACUUCGAGUCCAGUGACGCCGGAGCUUCCAAGACCUACCCUCAGCAGGCCGGUAACAUCCGUAAAGGUGGUCACAUCGUUAUCAAGGGCCGUCCCUGCAAGGUUGUUGAGGUUUCGACUUCGAAGACUGGCAAGCACGGUCACGCAAAGUGUCACUUUGUUGCCAUUGAUAUCUUCACUGCUAAGAAGCUCGAGGAUAUUGUUCCCUCUUCCCACAAUUGUGAUGUGCCCCAUGUGAACCGUGUUGAUUACCAGUUGAUUGAUAUCUCUGAGGAUGGCUUUGUUAGCCUUUUGACCGACAGUGGUGGCACCAAGGAUGAUCUCAAGCUUCCCACCGAUGACAGUCUCGCUGCUCUGAUGAAGAGUGGAUUCGAGGAGGGAAAGGAUGUUGUGGUCUCUGUCAUGUCUUCAAUGGGAGAGGAGCAGAUCUGUGCCGUCAAGGAAGUUGGUGGUGGCAAGUAA
Molecule: messenger RNA, 480 nt
Organism: Microthlaspi erraticum
Lineage: Eukaryota; Viridiplantae; Streptophyta; Magnoliopsida; Brassicales; Brassicaceae
Source: the annotation of a GenBank genome assembly